Molecule: messenger RNA, 3136 nt
Organism: Cottoperca gobio
Lineage: Eukaryota; Metazoa; Chordata; Actinopteri; Perciformes; Bovichtidae
Gene: btc
Product: betacellulin, epidermal growth factor family member
Exons: 5
Coding region: 160-711 (183 amino acids)
Biological process (GO): positive regulation of cell population proliferation; positive regulation of mitotic nuclear division; epidermal growth factor receptor signaling pathway
Molecular function (GO): growth factor activity; epidermal growth factor receptor binding
Source: RefSeq, a predicted model, not a curated record
ACCAUGAAGCUAACUGCAGCCAAUGAAGGAUCACAACACGACAGCAGCGGGGAACUUCCACUGCGUGUCCACACCUUCCUCAAAGGUCAUUGACCUCUGAGGAAGCAUCGAUCCAGUAUUUGUUAAUGAACGUGGAGCGUUUUUAUAUGAAGUGAGGAGAUGGCCCAGGUGUACAGACUCUGUGCCGGGAUAGUAACAGCUCUGGCCUUAUGCAAAUACUCCCUGGCAGACAGGAAUGUAACCGACGAGUCUGCCAAUCGAACUGUGGCCCACUGUCAUCGCCACGGCAACAAAGACAACUGCACAGCAGACGCAGAUACAGGGCAGUGGACCGGACACUUCUCAAAAUGUCCCGAGGAACUAACAAACUACUGCAUCCACGGGGAGUGUCGUUACAUUGAGGAGCAGAAGGCCCCGUCCUGCAGGUGUCAGCGAGGUUACAUCGGCUCCAGGUGUGAAUAUCUGGACCUCGACUGGCGGAUAGGAGAGAAACGACAGAUCAUAAUCGCCUGCGUCAUCGCAGGGCUCAUCUUCCUCAUUCUCGUCAUCGUAUUCAUCUGCAUUUGUUCACAUCGCAGGUGCAGGCUGUGUUGGCGGAGAGGAAGACGGAGGGAGGAGCCGAGGAACGGCACGGAGAAGCUCAGCAUGAUGGACACCAGCGCGACACACGCGACCUUAAAGGCAGAGCCACCACACACCAACGCCGUAUGACAGGAGUGUUCACACACGAGGCGGCGGCUGCUGCCUUUUGUCUCACAGUGACUGCAGCCCCUCCAAGCCGCGCAGCACUGAGGCUGUGUUAGAUCAGGAGUGUGCUCACUCUUAAAAGGGCUGGCUUGUCUGAAACUUUGAUGGAGCUUCAGAACGAGGAAGAUGAUAAACACGAGUUGGGGGUGAGUGUUGAGCUGGUGGCGUGUUGGCGAGAAACAGGCGGACUGCACAGCUCCAAAUCAGCUGUUGCUAUGUUGGAACAAACCGCGACAGCAGCUGGCAGCCGGUGGAGACAGUCGAUCAGGUUGUUGUCCUGCGUGGGAGACACUAAGCCCGACUGGUUUCACCUGGGGAGCUCUACUCAUGUGUUACUGCAGAGGUCGUCUGUGAUCUCAAUGCCAAGCAAAGUGAAGAGUCUCCCGCCAAACACAGAGGUCAUGUGAUAACUUCCCCGAGAAUUAUGGAGGCUGCAUUGGCAACUAUGAAUACAAGUUCUGACAGCAUUUUGAAUGUUUCCCCAAACAGUGAGGUUGUGUGUCUCCCUCGCCUGUGUUUCCUCUCAGAAGCCAUCACUCCUGUCAGGAAGUGGAUCAUAUCCGGGGACGAUGUCAGUAAAUGUCCGUUUAUCCCGUUUGAAUGCGCCGCAUGAAACACCAAUAAGUCUGUGAGACUGUGAGAAGAUACUAAACUCCAUCAUCUUGUAAAUAAAUCAAUAAAUGUGUAGAAAUAUAUUCAAUAUUUAAAGUAACAGCAGCGACAUAACACUGUUAAAGAAUGCCGCCUCGUGUUGUUUCCACUUACUGCUGGUGAACCUUCGGUCUGUGUCACUAAACACAGAUUAUUUAUUCCUCCACCUGCGGCGAUGACUUCAGUUAAAAGCACGACAUAUUCCGAAUUAUGCCCUUAUUCUGGAAAAGAUUACUAAUAAACCGUUUAAAUGGAUAAUGGAAAUGGAAUAUUCCCGUUUACAUGCAGCCGUGAUUGACGCACGAGCGUUUUCCACCAUGUCACGUGAUGGACGACGGAAACAAACUCAGUUAUUCGCACAUUCGACAGCUUUCAGGACGUAAUGAUUUAAUUCAACGGCGUGCAGGAGUUCGUACAUGGAAGUUGAUUUACCUCCAAAUAAUUAGAUGAAAAAAGUCGAUGAGAAAAUGUAUUUUUGCGCCCCUCGGCUUCUACCAACAUUCGCUGCAGAGCCUGCUGCACCACAGAGCUGGUCCAAUGAUCCGAACGCAUGUCCACAGAGUGCUGCCGAAACCAGAAUAACGUUGCCAUACCCGCACGUCUUAAAAUGCUUCAUUGAGAAUCAGACAUCUUUCAGAACAUGCUGUUGACAUGACCAGAUUAUUGUCAUUCUAGUGGAAUAUUAAUGCGAACUCACACAGAAUAUUGUUUCUCAUCAUUACCAAUGCAAGAAGAACCUUCUGUAUACUCAAAGGCUGCAGCGCUGGACUCCCGGCGUGCAGGAGGACAAGGAGAACUUGUGCCGGAGGCUGUUUUGAACUGUGUAUUUGGAGCCGAGCUGCCUCCGAGCUGCAGGAGGCAGAACAGCCGAGCCUGUGUGUGGGGGCUCCGAGCUGAAAGUGCUCCACUGUACGAGACUUUCACAGGGUUUAAAUGUGUAUCUGUAUGUGUAGCGGCUCUGCUUCUAAAUGUAGACUGAAGGAGUGAAGUCGGCUCCGACAUAUCAAUAAAUAUGUCUGCUGUGUAAGUGCUGGAAACUAUUUUAAACAGAAAAGAUCAAAUCUUCCCACUUUCAAAGGGUUUCAUGAGAAAUGUUACUCAGUCUGUCAAACGUGUUCAUCUCAACACAGCGACGAGUUCACAGAUCAACGUGAACAAAAUCGUUGUUCACGUUCCAAAUGUUGACUUUUAAAGCGAUUACUCACCCGGUGUUACAGAAAAAUGAAACUCCUUCACAGUGAAUUAAGAAUCCAAACAGUCUGGAUGAAUGGAAGCGUUCACCAACCAUAAAACUAUCAAACAUGCAGUUUAUUGCUAAGAUUGUACCAUUUUAAACACUGCAGGAGCGUUACUCAUCCGUGUGAGUACUGUUCAUGCGUGAGUAUUAAAUGUUAGUGAAGUCGUGAGCGUACGACUGGAAGAAUGAGACUUUAAUAAUAAUGUAAACGGAUGUUUUCAGAUAGUUUUACUGUUGUACAAUACAUCCCAUCAUUUACUUUAAUUAUUCAAGACUUUUCUGUUCACGGUACCACAGGGCGAGUAACUGAUAUGGAAAUGAUCAUUUUGUGUUCCUUUAAUCGAGGGGUGGGGAACCUCCGGCCUCCGGGCCGUAUACGGCCUGCGAGACCAUUUGACCCGGCCCUCGAGGUAACUCAUAAACACACGCAAAAAAAUCAACAAGAAAAAAAAAAAACUCUAGACAGCAAUAAAAGGGCGAUUGAUUGUUUUUCCUGGCCAA